UUUUGUCUCGUCGUCAGUCAAGACGUAAUUAUCUUUUUUUUAUGAAGUAACGUCUGUUAUAUAUAAGAUAAGAUAAGAAUGCAUAAAUGAGACAUAGGAAAUUGUCUUAAAUCUUACGAAAAUGUGUUUUCACGACAUUCUGAAUCAACUCGACGUUAUAUAUUCGACAUUUUAGAAUUGCAAAGUGAAUUAAGGAGAUAGCAGUCAUCUAAUUCAUAGUUACUAGUUGGAACAUUCACUUUCAAAGACUGAAGGAUAUCCAACAAUCUAAGUAAUGUCCCUUUUAUUAGGAAAGUGUGAAAUGUAAAUCAGUUUAUUAUGGUACAUCUUUACAUGGUAUAUUUAAUUAUUGUACGUCUCAAUGUGGUACAUUUUAUUAUUCAUAUUAUAGUAGACCUUAUUUUCUAAUGGUACAUCUCAUUGUGGUACAUAUCGUUACGGUACAGCUUAUUAUGGUACAUCGUAUUAUGGUACAUCCUAUUAUGGUACAUCUUAUAAUGGUACAUCUUAUUAUGGUACAUCUUUUUAUGGUACAUCUCAUUGUGGUACAUAUCGUUACGGUACAUCUUAUUAUGGUACAUCGUAUUAUGGUACAUCUUAUUAUGGUACGGUAUUAAUGUUAGAUUUAUUUAUCAGUUAGGCCUGCAUAGUUAUGUACUCUCUAGCCCUCCUGGCACAUGUAACUCUGGGACAGAAGACUUAUACAUGCCAGCUUGGCCAGUUCUGGCCAAACCACAAUCAACAACGUGUCGAUACCGCAUUGAACUGAAUCUACAUUAUUAGCCAAUUAAAACAGUGAAAGUUGGUCGUACGAUGUAACCUUACAAGGAAAGGACCUAGAAACUGAAAGUGAUGGAGCUGCUUGUCAUCUAACGCAUACACGUUUAAAUCUUUUUUUUUUAAAUUCCAUUCCCGUGGUGCAUAGCGCAAUGCAGUUUAACUUUCCCACUAUGGGCAUUAGCAGUUCAUUAGGCUAGUGACUACCGAAGAUUGAUCGCCGCACAGAAUGGAAGAUCUCUCUCUGCUAUUUCUCUUGUCUUUGACAUUGGCAGCCUCUUUCGGCUCUAAUGAACUAUCUACUGUGAAGCUUCAGGCCAAGCCAGGAACCAUACACCCUAUUCUGACUAAAGUACUCGAACUGAGAUGUUCAGUGCAGAAUAAGAACUGGGAGUCUCUCGACCAAAGCAAGACAACUCCUACAAUACAACAUUUCACUUCCCAGCAGUCAUUAUGGAACGACACGGUCAAUUACUUUGACGAUUCAAAAUUUGAAAGCUCCACUUCUCAAGGUCAGGCGGAAUUUUCUCGUCUGCUGACACUGGUCGUGUCAAAGGUCAACAAAGAAUCAGGAGAGAAUGAAACAAUAGCCAGUGUGACCGGAUGUGAUACUCCCGUGAUUGAGAACAAAUUUGUGAACACUCUCCAAGUGGUAGGUAGCACUGAAGGCUCACCAGUAGAAGGGGAACAGGGCUACCUAACUUUAACAUGGGAUAGCCCAGUCGAGAAACAUGGCGGCUACUUCAUCUGUGAGGCGUUUGCCUUAAACUCCAACAAGCAUCCUGUCUCACUCUCAGCUUCUCUUCAAAUCAACGCCGUGCAGCCACAAAUUUCUGACCUGGUCAAUUAUAUUUCUACACUGGACAGGUACGUCCUUGACCUGAAAGCCAAGGUCACCGAAAUGCAGAAAGAUCAAAAUACCCAGACUGGCAAGUUUCAAUGCUACAGUACAACCAGUGUUGACUUUAAUCUUCCUUUUAACAAUACUCCAAAAGUAAUUGUGUCCCCGAGCUCCAUUUCAUGGGGCUAUUCCGAAUACUCUACCUACUCCAUUUCAAUUGAGAGUGUCUCAAACACGGGCUUUGAAGUCCUAUGCAGUUAUCCCAGGCAAUCAAUGGAGAUCAUGUGGCUUGCCAUUGUCUAGUGCAGUGUUUAUCAAACUUUCUCCUUAACGGAACACUUCGCAAAUUCUGAGUAUUUACCGGACACUUUGCUUAUUUUUUUAGAGAGAUCACGUGGUGUCGUUUUAGUUAGGCCUAAUUAUUGCAGUAGUUUGUGGAACACUAUUCAGGCCUCGCGGAACGUUAGGGUACCUCGGAAUACAGCUUGAGAAACACUGGUCUAGAGGCUCCAUACUAAACCUUGUAACUUAUAUAAUAUAAAUUAUAUUAUAACAAAAUGUCACACUGCAGCUUACUUGAUCUAGUCACUCAACACUAAUCAGAUUUUUAUAUAAUUCAAAUAAGUUUCUGUAGAAUGGCUAUUUCUUUUACUACAUAAUCGUACAAGGUGUAUUGUUGUAACGUAAGAUACUUUAUCGAUAUAAGCUUGUAUCUUAAAUGCCUAAAGUGGUUGACAAUUUUUAAGUUAAUUUAUUUAUUUAUAUAACUAUCUCGAUACAGAUAAAGCAAACAAAUAGAUCUGCUGGGUAUCAAAUGUAAAUAAAACACUUAAGAAAAAUAUAAGAUCUUUUUUGUUGACUGGCGAACAUUUUUUUGGCUUCCCUGUUAAUCUGUUAGCUUUGUCAACUUACCUGUUUUAACAAGGCUUAUGUCUGUCUGUCUGGUAAAAAAAGCAGUGUGUUAACAUUUACACCCAUCCUGGGAUCAGUUGAAACUUUCCACAUUUAUUUAUUGUACAUAACGAAACAAGAAUCAAUUAAAAAAAUCAAUCUAUUAGUCAAUUAAAUAUUGGCAUUAAUUAAGUUUGAUAUUGGUUAAGGGAAAUAAAUCUCAUUGC
Messenger RNA from Biomphalaria glabrata, 2736 nucleotides. RefSeq lists its product as uncharacterized. NCBI's taxonomy places the organism in Eukaryota, Metazoa, Mollusca, Gastropoda, Planorbidae. The transcript is spliced from 2 exons. Bases 1007 to 1921 code for a protein of 304 amino acids. Gene Ontology annotation, biological process: cell adhesion. Gene Ontology annotation, molecular function: carbohydrate binding. The record is from RefSeq and is a predicted model, not a curated record.